Molecule: messenger RNA, 2142 nt
Organism: Colius striatus (speckled mousebird)
Lineage: Eukaryota; Metazoa; Chordata; Aves; Coliiformes; Coliidae
Gene: CFAP99
Product: cilia and flagella associated protein 99
Exons: 16
Coding region: 1-2142 (713 amino acids)
Source: RefSeq, a predicted model, not a curated record
AUGUUUUUACCCCGUCCGGGUAGUUCUUUGCUCCCGAUCGGGCCGUUCCGGAACAUAACGGCAGCAGCGCGGAAGAACUACGUCUCCCAGCAGCCCCUGCGCCCCUUAGCAACCGACCCGCCGGCUGCCGCAGAGUGGUCUCUGUGGCCGGAGGGAUUGUUCGUGGUGAAGAUGGUCAGCCAUGGAAAACAUAUUGCAAUAAUAGUCCAACAGCUUAACAAAUUUGACUCUGAAAAUCAGAGCGCGGAAGAUUUCUUGGAUGAAUCGGCUAAGAUGUUGCAGACUCUUAAUGUGACAGAAAAGAAGUUUGUGUUGGAUACAGUAGCUGGAUGCAUAGAAUAUAAAUCCUUGCUGGAUGUAGUGGUCGAUGCCUUUUUUGUUCGUGAUGGGAGAUACUGCCUCAUUGCUGAGCGGAACCUCUACGUAGUUAUUUGUUAUCUGGCUACUUUUCAACUAGAAGAGCUUGGUCUUCAACACUUCAGCAGAAUCAUCAAAUCUCUGGACACUGCAAAAAUGCAAAAGUUUCUUAGAUUCUUCUUCAAUGCCUUGUAUUUGAACACAUGGAUUAAAGAUGAAUGGAGUCAGAUCUACGAUGCACAGUAUGUAAAAGAGAACUGGAUUGAUCCUCUGCUAAGAUGGCAGCCAAAAGUACAGCAACUGAUUGAACAGCUCACAGAGAAAUUAAAUAAUCGCACUACCACUGUCAAGGCUUCGACGAUCACUCAGCCGAAGGAAUUCAAUUUGACUGUACCCAAACCACGUGCCAUUCCUAUACCUCUGCCAAUACCAGUACUGGAAAAAAGGCCACCUGUUCCUCCAAGCACCUACAAACCUCCAAAGGAAAAAAAGCAGCUAGAAGAAAUCAAAACAAAAAAUCGCCGAAGAGCACAAGAUCUGCUCCUGAAAGCAAAUGCCGGCCAGUUCAGAUGUGCAACCAUGAAGUCUGAAAAGGAAGAGAACACACAUGAGAGUAUGAAGAGUAAGACAGCAUUCCGGGCUCAAAAGAUCCAAAGAAAGAUUGACAAUAUACCUAUUAAAUUAAACGCUGCAGCUAUUUUAAGAGAGCGUGCCCUCUAUCAACGGAAAACGGAACAGGAGCUCCAGAGAAUUGAAAACUUGCUACGAGGGGCCAGAGACCCGUCUGAAUUCUUGGAAUGGCAAAAACAGAUGCGUGGAAAAGAUUUGGAAGAACAGCUAGCUGAAAUAGAGUCCAGGAGGCUUCAAGGGAAACUGAGUCAUGAAGAGGCAGUUCUAGCCCGUCAGAAUGUGAUUCAAGAAAAUAAGAAGAAAGCUGGUCUAAUGAGAGAAGAGAAAGCAGAGCUGAUGCACCAAUAUGCAGAGAAACGCCUACAGGAACAGAAAGAAAUGAGAGAGCUGGUGGAGCAGGUCAUGGAAGGACACAAGAAUGCAAAGCAAGCAAAAGUAAAGCUCCAGAAAUUCAAGCAGCAAAUAGUUCAGGAAGUUUGUGAAGAAAACCGAGAACUUCUUCGGCAAGCUUUAGAAGAAGAGGAGGAGAAGCUCAGGAAAAGAUAUGAGCUAAUUCAACAAAUACGAGCUAUUGAGUCUUUGCCAAACAUCAGGCACAAGUUUGUUGAUUUAACAGAGACUGGUGGCCAUGGUUUAAUUUGUGAAAUGUCAAUAGUGGAACUACGUGAACGCCUCGCACUACUCAGAGAAGCACAGAAGGCAGCAGAGGAAGAGAAGAGAGACCAGAUAAUUCAUGAAAAACAAGCUAAGGAACAACUUCUUCUAGACAAACUGGACCAGAUUUCCCUGUUCAGAGCAGAACUUGGACGAGCAGCUGCUUUAAAACAAGAAGAAAAGAAAAUAAAGUCCCAGUGUGGUGCAAGGCCUAUAAAAGACGAACGUGUUUUAAACUUGCAGAAAAAGAUCGAAGAAAAAGCAAUGGAGCGUAAAAAGCAAGCAGAACUUCUUAAGAUCACCCCCCAGAAAACCAGCAUCACAUCAAGGAAGGAUUCUUUUCAGUGGAACCUAUGGAAAGAAUUGGAAGGGAGUCGGGAAAGACAGUUCAAGAUCCUUCAACGUGGCUUCAUGGCCAGAGAAACAGCUCAGAAAAUGGCUGGCUAUGAGGCAGCAAGAACUGGAGCCACAGCCUGUAUCUUGCGUUCUCAAGUGAAAUAA